This is a messenger RNA of Zingiber officinale, 369 nucleotides long. Its product is annotated as casparian strip membrane protein 2-like. The record is from RefSeq and is a predicted model, not a curated record. Lineage: Eukaryota; Viridiplantae; Streptophyta; Magnoliopsida; Zingiberales; Zingiberaceae. The coding region runs from base 1 to 369 and encodes 122 amino acids. The transcript is spliced from 3 exons.
AUGAGGGACAAAGGUCGUCAGGUAGUGACGCCUUUUGGUUGUAGCCAACUAUUGGCGUUCCUCGAUUUUGUGCUGUGGCUCUGCGGCAUCGCAGCCACCCUCAUGGCCGCUGUCACCAUGGGCACCACCAACGAGACGUUGCCUUUCUUCACCCAGUUGUUCCAGUUCCGCGCCAACUUUACCGACCUUCCCGCUCUAUUGUUCUUUGUGAUAGCGAAUGGAAUCGCCGCAGGCUACCUCGUGCUCUCCAUUCCCUUCUCGAUCGUCGGCAUCGUUCGCCCACAGGCCACUUGCCCAAGGCUUCUCCUCUUUAUCUUCGAUUUAGUAGGCCUCGAACACUCAUUUUUCAUCUUUAAAAGAAAUAUAUAA